GGGGGGGGGGGUUGAAUGCCCUCCUCGUUUGCAUCGCAGGCUCUUCCCCCCGCUCCUGUGCGGGGCCGGCCUCUUCCCCCGGCCUCCCCCGGUCCCGGAGGCACUUGCGCCUUGCCAUAUAAAGGCCUCCCGGCCGAGUGUCGGCGCCGGGCAGAGGCAGCGGCUGGUGCGUUCUCGUUGCGCACGGCUGCGGCGCGCAAUCUUGGCCCAGACGCGGAGCCUUUUCGGGGCGGAGGAAAAGGGGAUCGCCCUCGGGAGGCUGCGGCUCAAGAGGGCUCGGGAGCCAUGAACGGGACGCCGGAGAGCCUGUGCGGCCAGGCGCUGAAUGACGGAUCGGUGUUCAUGUUUACUUCGGAGUCGGUGGGAGAAGGGCACCCAGACAAGAUAUGCGAUCAGAUCAGCGAUGCGGUGCUCGAUGCCCAUCUGAGCCAAGAUCCGAAUGCCAAGGUGGCUUGUGAGACCGUGUGCAAAACAGGAAUGGUGCUACUCUGUGGAGAAAUCACCUCCCGCGCUGUGGUGGAUUAUCAGCGAGUUGUGCGAGACACGAUAAGUCACAUCGGCUACGAUGAUUCCGCAAAAGGGUUCGACUACAAGACCUGUAACGUUCUUGUGGCACUGGAACAACAAUCCCCCGAUAUUGCUCAGGGCGUUCACCUGCACAGGGCCGAAGAAGAAGUGGGAGCUGGGGACCAGGGACUGAUGUUUGGCUACGCGACGGAUGAAACAGAAGAGUGCAUGCCGCUGACCAUUGUAUUGGCUCACAAACUGAAUGCCAAACUGGCCGAGCUGAGGCGCAAUGGGGAACUCCCGUGGCUCAGACCCGACUCCAAAACCCAGGUCACAGUCCAGUAUCUCCAAAAAGACAGCACCGUUAUCCCUAUUCGGGUCCACACCAUUGUGAUCUCUGUGCAACAUGAUGAAACCAUCUCUCUGGAGGCCAUGCGCAAGGCUCUGCGGGAGCGUAUCAUCAAGUCUGUGGUUCCUGCCAAAUACUUGGAUGCGGACACCAUUUACCAUCUUCAGCCCAGUGGUCGGUUCGUCAUUGGCGGCCCCCAGGGCGAUGCUGGAGUUACCGGCCGGAAGAUCAUUGUGGAUACUUAUGGCGGAUGGGGCGCUCACGGAGGUGGGGCUUUUUCAGGCAAAGACUACACAAAGGUGGAUCGGUCAGCGGCAUACGCGGCCCGCUGGGUGGCCAAAUCCUUGGUGAAAGCAGGCCUGUGCCGCCGGGUUCUGGUCCAGGUUUCCUAUGCCAUCGGCGUCGCCGAGCCUCUCUCAGUCUCACUGUUUACCUAUGGCACCUGCGUAAGACCCGAGAAUGAAUUGCUGAACAUCGUACACCAGAAUUUUGACCUCCGACCGGGAGUCAUUGUCAGGGUUUUGGAUUUAAAGAAGCCAAUCUACCAGAAGACAGCCUGCUAUGGCCACUUUGGCCGAAAGGAAUUCUCUUGGGAGGUUCCAAAGAAACUGGUAUUUUAACCGUUGUUGGGACACCCCCUUAAGCUUGACUGAGACAGGAUUUCACUACAAAAAGGUGCUUCCACUUACCACUCUCUCAGCUGGGAAAAUGAACAGAAGACAUUUUCAUGGAAACCACCGUAUUUCGUAUUCUCAACAUCUCGGCACAAAACGGAAGAAAGAAAAAGGCUGGAUACCGUUUUUCUGGUUCUUUUUUAAAAAAAUAUUGCUGCUAUUUUGGGGGGUGGGGAAGGAGUUCCACUUACCAAGACAACUUACGACUUGGGAGAAACACAAAGAAAACAACCUUUGCCUUCAAACCACUUGGCUAUAUUCCAAGGGAAAGGAGGAUUCCCUUUGGUUCAAUAAGCUUUCUCACUGUGACUGGAUAAAUGGGAAAUUCUGGGGUACUGUUUCCUGAUGGGAACUAGUACUGAAAAUUAUUGCUGGGCUCUUGGGGUGGAGAAGGGGUAUUUACCUCUCCCCAAUUGCCAUCUUUGACAAAACAAAAAUUGUCCCAUUUUUAAGCUUCUCUCUCAGGUUCUGUAGCCUUUGGGGGAGGCUGAAGUCUUGUGACAAAAUGGAACGUCUUUUUGGUGCCUUCUAUUUUUGCGCUUGCGUGUUGUUAAAGUUGCCGGAGCCCAUGCCAGACAAGUCUGUCUUAUGCAUAAAAAGCUAAAACCCU
Messenger RNA from Sphaerodactylus townsendi, 2140 nucleotides. It is a transcript of the gene MAT1A, whose product is annotated as methionine adenosyltransferase 1A. Bases 16 to 1476 code for a protein of 486 amino acids. The transcript is spliced from 9 exons. NCBI's taxonomy places the organism in Eukaryota, Metazoa, Chordata, Lepidosauria, Squamata, Sphaerodactylidae. Gene Ontology annotation, cellular component: cytosol. Gene Ontology annotation, biological process: S-adenosylmethionine biosynthetic process. The record is from RefSeq and is a predicted model, not a curated record. Gene Ontology annotation, molecular function: methionine adenosyltransferase activity; ATP binding.